Molecule: messenger RNA, 4432 nt
Organism: Drosophila montana
Lineage: Eukaryota; Metazoa; Arthropoda; Insecta; Diptera; Drosophilidae
Gene: Lpt
Product: Lost PHDs of trr
Exons: 10
Coding region: 47-4423 (1458 amino acids)
Biological process (GO): positive regulation of transcription by RNA polymerase II
Cellular component (GO): MLL3/4 complex
Molecular function (GO): transcription coactivator activity; histone binding; histone H3K4 methyltransferase activity
Source: RefSeq, a predicted model, not a curated record
CAUCACUAGUUUGUAUCUGUGGUGUUUUAAUUUUUGUUAAUAUAAUAUGAGCUUAAACAUGUUAGGAAAUAUAGAAGAUAAAUCUGUUGUGACAGGUUUUGAUGAUCUUCCAUACUUUCCCGAAAACUUUCCCGGGAAAGUUUGUUGUCUCUGUAAUCUUGGGGAGCGAAGUGCGCUUGGCCAAGGGACACUGAUUCAACUUAAAGUGCCUUCUAGUUGUAAGGAAAGAAAACCCAAUGAAACUGAAAAGGAUCAGGACAGUUUGCGUAAAUUCAAGUGCGGGCUGAAAAAUAAAAGUGCUGCCAACAGCGAGAGCACCUACGAAUUGGACAAAAUUGGCUACGCAGACAUUGUAAAUACGUCGGUGUUCUUCGAUGACGAAUUUGUUUAUGUUCAUCGCAUGUGUGUAAUGUGGACAUUGCGUAAAAUUCAUAUAAAGGAUCCUGAUGUUGUUCAGUUUAUAAGCCAUUUAUCUAGUUAUUUAGAACAGAAAUGCAGUUUCUGUGGACAAUACGGCGCGUCCAUUACUUGCAAGAUGAACUGCCGGCAAGUACAUCAUUGGCCGUGCUCUUCUGCAGCUGGUUGCCUACUUAUCUUGGAGAGCUUCACUGUAUUCUGUACGGAACAUUUAAGUCAGGUUCCAAUCAUUUGUACUGAUAACAAUGUCGAGUGUCUAACGUGUUCGUCAUUGGGCGAUCUGUCAAAACUAAUAAUGUGCUGUUCAUGUGGAGAUCAUUUUCAUUCUACUUGCAUUGGAUUGGCAAAUUUACCUGAUACGCGAUCUGGUUGGAGCUGUGCGCGCUGUACAAAAUGCCAGAUUUGUAGACAACAUGAAACUAAUGAUAUCAAAUUCAUCAAGUGUGAACAGUGCCAAAAAAUGUAUCACGCAAUGUGCUUACGGCCUACAAUAUCUUCGAUACCUAAAUAUGGCUGGAAAUGUAAUCGAUGUCGUGUUUGCACAGAUUGUGGGUCUCGAACACCAGGUGGUGGUAGCUCAUCUCGAUGGCACAGUCACUAUACAAUUUGCGACUCAUGCUAUCAACAAAGGAACAAAGGAUUUUCAUGUCCAAUUUGCCAAAAGGCAUAUAGAGCUGCAGCUUAUAAGGAAAUGGUCAAAUGCAGCUGGUGUCACAAAUUUGUUCAUAGCACAUGUGAUGAGGAAGCUGAUUUGACUGCCUAUCACAAAAAAAAAGAAUAUAACCCUGACUAUGAUUAUGUCUGCCCUAUUUGCAAAACAAACUCAUCUGCUACCCAACAUAAAGCAGUUGACCCGCUCGAACGAUCCAUAACAGAUAUGCAAAACGCUGAGCAGUUUAAUAUUAAACAUGUGGAAAUUGAAUCAAUAAAUGGAAGAACAUGUAUCGAAGGGAACAGCGAAGAUCCUCUGAAGUUGCCAAGCACUAAAAAAAAAGUUUGCUUAACUAACAUUCGUGGCAAAGGAGGUAAGUUUGUGUUACACCGAUUAGGAUCAAUGUCACAGUUAGGAAGAAAGCGUAGCAAUCGGGGCAAGGGACGUCAACUUGUUCUUCAAACAGGCUCAAGUGAUCGUUACAUAAGCCGUAAUUUGGAUACAGACCUUUCCAGUGACAAGAAAAUGCUGUUGUGCUCGGCUCGUGAUAAAUUUGUACUCUCGCAAGACAUUUGUGUAAUGUGCGGAACAUUGGGAAUUGAAAGCGACUCGGUUUUGAUCACGUGCGCACAAUGUGGCCAAUGCUAUCACCCGUACUGCGCCAGUGUUAAACACUCCAGGGGUAUUCUGCAAAAGGGAUGGCGCUGCUUAGACUGUACUGUCUGCGAAGGUUGUGGAAAGAAAAACGACGAGGCCCGUUUGCUUCUAUGUGAUGAAUGUGAUAUUUCGUACCACAUAUACUGUGUUAAGCCGCCUCUAGAGACGGUUCCACAUGGAAAUUGGAAAUGUUCUUUUUGUACCAUAUGCCAGAAAUGCGGUCGAAAUCCAACCGAAAAAAUUAAGAACAGUGACGCGAGUGUGCCAGAAUGUUUGCCCUGCGCUAGCCAAAAUAGCUGUCCCUUAUGUAGAAAAGCCUACAUUGAUGGGGAGAUGAUUAUUCAAUGUGAGCAAUGUGAACAAUGGUCGCAUUUUCUUUGCGACUCAAUAAACACUCAGUACUCAAUGGAGUAUUACGACAAUAAUGUCUACAAGUGUAUGAAAUGUCGUUCCAGUUCGAAGGCGAUAUCGCAAAUGAAUGCAACACCUUUUAAUGAAGAUUUAUUGACAACAUCGAAGCUGUUACCGGAGGUGGGCCAAGGGGGAAAGACUAUUAAUGUCUCGGACCGCAAUAUUCGGUUGACUAACGAAUUAUUAGAGAGCACAGAAGCAAUUCAUUGGAUCGACGGUGUGUGCUUAAGUGAAAAUGGUUUGAACAUGAUUAAAUCGCUUUCAACUGAAAUUAAACGUAAGAGAAAAAUGCGUCAACCUACUUCUAAUUCGAAUAAGGAUGCACAAAAUGAAACAGUUGUGUCCGAUGAUGUACAAGGCGAUAAAUACAAAGAUGGAAUGAUUUGGGAUAGAACAGAAACUGUGUUACCCGAUGGAUUUUCUAUAUCUACGAAUGAUGAUGGUGUCCAAAUUUUACGCAAAAAGCGUCAGCGAAAUCUGCAGAAAUUGGGUAUCGGUGGGUUUUCAGUGCGAAAUCGAGCUCUUAAAAAAGAUAAUGACGAUUCUGUGGAUCAACUAAAUGCCAUUUUAGUAUUGGACAAAAAAAAGAAAAUUAUACGCAAAAAGCAAAAAAACAAACUCAUCGAAGCUUAUCCGGCAUAUUUGCAAGAAGCUUUUUUUGGGAAGCCCCUAUUGGAAUCUGGCGAUGUGGCAGUCUACGAUUCAGAUUCUUCGGAUGAAAUCGGAACAACAAUGAAAAUGUUCUUUACACACUCAAGUGAAAAAGUAUCCGAUAUUGAAAUAUCUAAUAAAAAUCCAUUAAAGGCAAUAAAAAACACAAAAGCCGAGAAACCUCUCCAUGAAAACAAGAACAUUUUUGGGAACCAAUUUUCAACAACUACACAGCAAAACAAAAAUCAAAUAUCUGCUGGAGUUAUAACUGAUUCGUCUUUGUCAGAUAUUCCAAGGAACGCAGCGCCGAAUAUGCAUGCUUUGGAUUCUAUGGCCUCCCAGGGAAUUUCCGAUUUGGAUGAAAUAAACGUUCCCAUCAAUUUUAUUGCAUCGUCUGAUAAUACAAAGAAUGCGAUAAGUGUGUCGGCAAGUUUAGUUGAUCCUUAUACUGCACCUCCACAAUUAACUCAAGAUCGAAAAUUUCAAAGCAAGCCUAUGUUGCCAGCGAAUAAGUUGGCACUCACACAAAAUCAGCCAAAACCGCAAAAUAUCACAGGACCACAACAAAAUGAGAUAAGAGUUGUCGAAGAGCCCAAACCACCCGAAACCAUUGAGUGCAUAAACGUUGGCACACAAAAGACAGCUGAAAAAAUGCGAAAAGAUGAGGAUCUUGGAUUAAUGGCCACAAUUUCUGCUGUUUUGUAUGCUAAUACAGAGCAUGCAAAUCUUAAGGAAUUGUAUCCUAAUUGGACCGAUCGUUGCAAGCAGAUUCUUAAGAGAUGGCGGUCUUUAUGCAACGAAAAAAAGGCACCAUUCCUACAGAAAGCUAAAGAUAAUAGGUCGGCGUUACGCCAACGGCGCGAACAGUGCAAAGUCAGUCAACCGUCGAAACUAGAAACCAAGCAAGAUGAUGGUCGCUCUUGGAAAAAUCACCCUUGUAAGCCAAAGGAAGAUCAACCAAAUUUGUUUGGUAAUUACAAUGGAAUUUCAUAUGAUCACCCAUCAUGUUACAUCGGGACAGCCACCCACUCUACCAAUUCCCAUCAGCCGACGGAAAUUUCUAAUGAAAAUGUCGGAGUUAAAUCUGCAAUUCAGAGGACAACUAUGCAUACUGCAUCAUCAUUGAAAGUAUCAUCGAUGGAAACCAGAAUGGAGCAUAAUGCAGCUUAUGAACCUGAACCAGUUGGUGAUAAAAAGCUUAGAAACCUGUUGCAAAAAAAUAACUCGGAAACAGUGCUAAAUAAUUCCAACUCUGAAUUCUUUAUGCCUAACGAUGUUAUGAGACUUGGGUUGAUACAAAAUACUGCUUUAACGCAAAAUAACCCAAUGUUAAGUAUGAGUGGAAAACCCCAGCAUACAGAUAUGAGAAGUCUAGAACAAGACGGAAAAACACACCUUGAAAUUAAAAUAGCUGAAUCACAGGAAGGAAUAUCAUCGUCAGCAGUUGAACUAGAAAAUGUCGGGUUUGGAGAUAUUUUAGGUGGAUUCGGUGAGGGUGAUGAUGACGACUUGCUUAAAUCCUUAACAUCAGAGAUUGGCGAUGAUUUUAAUAUAUUGGAAUAUGCUGAUCCAGAGCUCGAUGUUAAUGUUCUAAACACAUUGGAUUUUGAAGAAACCGAAAAAAACUCAGCCUGAAUAUAUAAU